This is a messenger RNA of Quercus robur (English oak), 2337 nucleotides long. RefSeq lists its product as uncharacterized. The record is from RefSeq and is a predicted model, not a curated record. The transcript has 8 exons. NCBI's taxonomy places the organism in Eukaryota, Viridiplantae, Streptophyta, Magnoliopsida, Fagales, Fagaceae. Bases 1 to 2337 code for a protein of 778 amino acids.
AUGGACACAAAGGCCAAUGAGUUUUCAGAUGAAACCACAUGUAAGGAAAAGGCAACACUUGGGAGCUAUAUUAGUGAUGUUGAACUGUUAUCUCCUUCAUCAAGUUGUGGAUGCAACGGUGGACAGCACGCAAGCAGUGAGAUGAGUAACGUUUUUAGAGCAUGUUCGAGUCGUGAUUCAUUCUCUGAAAACAUAGAAAGUAAAGCUGCUUUAAGGUCUAUGGACGUUUCAAAAAACAUUGAGAUGCUUGUAAACCACAAAUAUGGUUUUCCUAAACCACAAAUAGUUUAUCCUCAUACAUACUCAAAUCAUCUACAGAAGCAAAAAGAAUUAGAGGGCCUUGGGGAUAACAUAUCGUGCAUCAGUAGAUCAGACGACACAAAAACUAGUGCUAGUGACAUGCAGAAUUUAUCAUGUACUUCAGCUGUAAUUGAUGGUUCUCCUACAGAUAGAAAGGCUAUAAAUGAUCAAUUUUCUUUUUAUUAUCGGGGUAGUAGUCAUUUUGACAAAGUGACCACUAAUCAUCCUUGGAGGCCAAACAGAGAAUCUUCACAGGGAGAGCCUUCUAAUUGCUCUGAGGAACAGGCGGAAUCAUCAUUAACAAAAUUGACAACAUUCAGGGUUGGUGGUCAAUUGCAGGAUGUGAAUAUCCAUGCUGGAUCUGUGAAAGAUGAUACUGAAAUGAAUUGUGGAAACCUAGUAAUUAAAGCUGGAUCGUGUUCAGAUCAAAAGGUCGAGGUUGGGAAUUCUAGCGAGUUGGUUAGGGAACCCCAUAAAUGGAAGCAUCCUUCGCAAUCCCAGCUUGCUGGCUAUAAUGAUAAAUCAAUUACAUUGGAGUAUGAAAUGAGAGUUUGUGAUAUCUGUGGAGAUGCAGGACGUGAGGAGUUGCUUGCUAUUUGUAGCAAAUGCAGUGAUGUGGCAGAGCACAUCUAUUGCAUGUGUGUUGUGCUGGAUAAAGUUCCUGAAGGCAAUUGGUUGUGCGAAGAGUGCAUGCUUGAGGAGAGAAUUGAAAAAGGAGAUCAACAUAAAGAUCAAAAAGCAGCUAGAACAUCAAAAGCAUCAUUCAUGCAUAAAAGUAUGGAAAGCUCUGGAAAUUCUAGCACUUUAAGAUGUAAGGAUGGUUUAAAAUUGAAUGUAGAAAAAUCAGGUGUCAAGGAAAACCAAACAGAGAAAGUAAAUUCUUCUUCUCUCUUCUCUGCUAAGAAACCUGCAAGCAAUAUAGAAGCUGUAACGGCGACAAAAAGGACUCUUGAAACAAAUGUGAAAUUAUCUGGGGCAUCAAGAACCUUCAGACGAGGUCCACUUCGUGGUGACUCUUCAUUUAAGAACUCGGGUAAGUCGAAAAUGAAGCCAGACCAUCAAGUUAAUUCUUUAGAUAACCAAUCUUCAAAUUAUAUUCCUGAAAAUAACAAAGUUCUCUUUUUUAAGUCAAAAUCGUUCGACAUUAUGGACUCAAAAAGUGAAAGCUCAAAUGCUACUGAUGCGAAGGUUAAACCACUAGCUUCCCAUUUUUCUCUUGUUGAGGAUUUGAAGAACUUAAACCAUGCAAAAUGGAACUCAACUCAAGGGAAGUAUACAUCUGUGUUACAAUCUAAAGUUAGUUCACCAGUUGCUAAUUCUGGUGUUUCUGCAUCAAUGAGUGGAAAUGAAAUUGUAUCGCGUGGUGAAACCUUUUCAUCAGGAUCCAAAUAUCAUUAUAUUGAGGUAGUUGAGGGUCAUGAACAAUCAAACAAUUCAUUGAAUGCAUUUAGUCAUCUUGCUAAAAAAGGCUUAAAAAACGAAUUUGAUGAUGUGAGCCGGCAUAUUGAGCAUUCCACAGAAGCAGCAUGUUCAAUAAAAACGAAUAAUUCAAAUACCACAUUUCCUUCCAAUGAAAGGCCUUAUUUGAGAAACUUUACCUCAUUUACAACAGUCAUUCCUUCUCAAGUUUCUGCUGUUCCCCAGAGUCAUUGCAUCUGGCAGUAUGGUCUUUUGCUCUUUUCUGAAAGUUCAUUGCUGUGUAGAAGUGAAAAACUUCCAAGUUCUUGUUAUGGGCUGCAAGCACACUUAUCAACUAAUGCUUCACCUAAAGUUCUUGAAGUAGUUCUCAAGCUUCCUCAAAAAAUUAUAUUGGAGGAAGUACCUCGCUUAAGUGCUUGGCCAACUCAGUUCUCUCAAAAUCAUGCCACAGAAGAUAAUAUUGCACUCUACUUUUUUGCAAAAGACUUAGAAAGCUAUGGAAGAAACUACAAGAGAUUGCUUAAAUGCAUGAUUAAGAAUGACAUGGCUCUCAAAGGAAAUUUGGACGGAGUUGAUCUAUUAAUUUUCUCAUCUAAUUAUCUUCCUGAAAAUUCUUAG